Salvia splendens (bonfire salvia) is the source of this 3085-nucleotide messenger RNA. RefSeq names its product LEAF RUST 10 DISEASE-RESISTANCE LOCUS RECEPTOR-LIKE PROTEIN KINASE-like 1.1. Gene Ontology annotation, biological process: protein phosphorylation. NCBI's taxonomy places the organism in Eukaryota, Viridiplantae, Streptophyta, Magnoliopsida, Lamiales, Lamiaceae. Gene Ontology annotation, molecular function: ATP binding; polysaccharide binding; protein kinase activity. The record is from RefSeq and is a predicted model, not a curated record. Bases 954 to 2885 code for a protein of 643 amino acids. The transcript is spliced from 4 exons.
CAUCUUGAUUUAUUUACUAAUUAUUCUAAGAAUAAUCUUCACUUUAGGCUAAUUAAUUAUACCUAAAAAAAUUGAAAACGAUUUUAUAAAUAAUGUAAAAUCGACAAAAUUGCUCAUAAGAUGGCUGAUAGUUAUCACGUGAGACUAUUAAGUGAAUAACAUUUGUAAUUAUUGCAAAUGUGGGUUAAAAUUAUUAUAUAGCCCUAAGUUAAGAAUAAUAUUUAAAUAUAAUAGUACUGAUUAUGUUAGCGAGUAUAGUGCACUAUUUUCAAUUAUUAAAUUUUGGUCACAUCAAUUCCAUGCAUAUCUUAUGGUUUUGUUUUUUAUGUGGAAAGAGUGUGGCCGACCUAACCAAAAUUUCAACCCUAGUUACUAUCACCCAUAACUAUAAGAGAAAAAAAGGUAACUUUGUACAUAAAUUAAUGUUUGAAUCAAGACUAGAAAAUACUAGUCCACAAACUGAAACGAAUUCAAAUAUCCUUCAUAAAAAUAAAUUCCACUAUUUCGCGGUGAUGUUUUAAAAACCCCUCGCGAACAUUAAGGAAUGUGUGUAUUCAGUGUUUUUUUUCUCAGACUCUUAUAACAAAAACAGAAAAAUUACUAUAUUACCAUGCCACUUAUUUGAUUUAACUCUUUUAACUUUUUCCUGAUUAGAAUAUUGUUAUAAGACACAAGAGCAAUGUGUUACUUUGAAGUCUUAGGGAACUUGUGCUUCAUAGACCAAUUCAAAGUGUUAAUCAUACAUUCACACUAGAAGUUAAAAAGGCGUAUAUUAUAAUUAGGUAGGGUAUUUUCUUCAUGUAGUUUCUAGGUAAAAAACAAUCACCAAGUCAAUUACCUUGACGGAUGGAGUCAAUGACUUGAUUAACCAAUGAUGCCUUUAUUUAACAAAACUUGAUUAAACUUGAACCACUUUUAGUCAAACAAUCAAUCAAUCAAGAGAGAGAGAGAGAAUGGUAGUUGUUAGCAAAGAUGUGUUGUUCUUGUUAUUGUGCAUUCUCCUUCUACCUCAAUCUCACUCCAAAUGCAAAGAAUCCUUCUCUUGUAGAAAUUUCACCCUAAAGUUUCCGUUCACCGAUAUCCGUGAUCCCGGGUGCGGAUUGUUCGCCGUUGGAGGCUGCGAUUCAACCUCUCAAGAAGAACAUCCAUGGUUGCAGAUAGGAGCUUCAACCUCAGCCAAAUACAUCCUAAACCAGCCUUCAAAAAACAAAUUCACAAUCCUUGACUUCUUGCUUCGGACAUUAUUGGAAUCACCAAGAUGCUUCUCUUACAUGAAUGUGUCUCUACCUCAAUCUCCCUCGGUUUCGUUCACAUUCUCCCCUAACAUCACGUUUUUUGCGUGCUUUAAUAAGAGUAGCAACGACGAAAUACAAGAGUAUUUCAAAAGCUAUAGGAGGGAAGAGUCUGAUGCCUCCACUCUGUACUAUAAAAUUCCAGCAACUGAGAGUCAUAACGGGGCGAUUCCUCAUGAAUGUUCCUUGACUCAGUUGCCUGUGAAGUCUGAAGUGAACUCGACUAAACUGUCGGACAUGCUGACGUCUAGUUUCAGUUUGGAGUGGAGUGUGUCGGAAGAUUGUGAUCGAUGCUACCGCGGAGGGAGGCAGUGCCUUUCAGACAACCGGAACCAGUUCUACUGCGAAAAAACAGAAAAUAAGUUGAGGAAGAAGAUAUUAUUAGCUACAUUGAUACCUGGAUCUGCUCUGUUGCUUGCCUGCGCCUUAUAUAUUUGGCUGCGAAAGAAAAAGAAGGUUGGAUCCUACCUUCUUUCAAGGAACUUAUCUUAUGAUCCCUCCUCGAAAGCGGAUAUCGAAGACGGCAGCUUCAACUUCGGCAUUCCCAUCUUCUCGUACAACGAGCUCGUCGAGGCCACUGGCAACUUCGACCCUUCAAAAGAGCUCGGCGACGGAGGCUUCGGCACCGUUUAUUACGGCAAGCUCCGCGACGGCCGGGAAGUCGCGAUCAAGCGACUUUACGAGCACAACUACCGACGAGUAGAGCAGUUCUUGAACGAGAUCAAGAUCCUCACGAGCCUCCGCCACCCGAACCUCGUUUCGCUCUAUGGAUGCACUUCGCGUCGCAGCCGGGAGCUCCUCCUCGUGUACGAGUACAUCCCCAACGGCACUGUGGCGGACCACCUCCACGGGCAGCGCGCCACCUCGGCGCCCCUCACGUGGCCGAUGCGGAUGACCAUCGCCCGGGAGACGGCCACCGCGCUCGCCUACCUACACAAGUCGGACAUCAUCCACCGCGACGUCAAGACCAACAACAUCCUGCUCGACGCGAACUUCUCCGUGAAGGUCGCGGACUUCGGUCUCUCGCGCCUCUUCCCGAACGACGUGACACACAUCUCCACGGCGCCCCAGGGCACCCCGGGGUACGUGGACCCGGAGUACCACCAGUGCUACCAGCUCACGGACAAGAGCGACGUGUACAGCUUCGGAGUCGUGCUGAUCGAGCUGAUCUCGUCCAUGCCGGCCGUCGACAUAAGCCGGCAUAAGCACGAGAUCAACCUGGCCAACCUGGCCGUGAGCAAGAUCCAGAAAUGCGCGUUCGACGAGCUGAUCGACCCGGCGACCGGCUACAACUCCGACGCGGAGGUGACGAGGAUGACGACGACGGUGGCGGAGCUGGCGUUCCGGUGCCUGCAGCUGGAUAAGGACAUGAGGCCGACGAUGGAGGAGGUGGUGGCGUUCCUCCACGACAUAGAGAGCGGAGGGGACGGCGAUUUCGAGGGGAUGAAGGGGAAUUCGGGCGGGAAGAUACCGCCGUCGCCCGAGACGGAUGAGGUGGGGCUGCUGAAGAGUAGGAUUUAUCGAUCGUCGCCGACGGCGGUGACGGACACGUGGAUUAGUAGCGCCUCGACGACGGCGAGUUCGGUCGGGUGAUUCUUGAUGUUGUUAGUGUGGGCUUACAACAUCAAGAAUCACACUUGUGUUAGGGGAUGAGAUGGUGUACAUGUGUGAGUAAGUGAGAAUGGUUUAUAUGUUCCUUAAUUAGUCUAUGUGUAUUUUUCUUGUCAAUUUUUGAGCAAUUGGUAGCGAGAAUGUGCAUAUAAUGAAAGAGAGCUAGCUAGUAGUAUUGCAUU